AUGUUAAUCGCCAGUGUGUUACUCGCACCUGUGGCAUGGGCAGACGAGUACACGGAGACCAUUGAAGUCUUCAAGAAAGCCGGCGCCAGUGGCGAGUUUUUCAGUUCAGCUCAUGGCUACGCAGUAUUUCCAACCAUCGGCAAGGCCGGUAUGGGUAUCGGCGGCGCGCGCGGUAAAGGCCAGGUGUUUGUCAACGGUGUGUCUAUCGGCGAAACAACGAUGACACAGCUUUCCGUCGGUUUGCAGUUUGGCGGCCAGGCCUUCAGCCAGAUCAUCUUUUUUGAAGAUGAGCGCGCCUUGAACGAGUUUAUUUCCGGUAACUUUGCGUUUGGUGCAAACGCAAGUGCAGUCGCCAUUACAGCCGGAGUAUCUGCCGGGGCAAACACCACCGGUGGCGGCGGUACCGCUGCGAGCGGAGGCAAGAACGAUGCCGUCACCACUGGCGGGCCAAGUAACGCGGGCAACGCUCCUCGAGUGAACCAACGGAAAAAGACAAUCUGCCGAAUAACAAUUUGGCUGAUUCCGUUGCUGGCCGUACUGUUGUCUGGCGGCUGUGCGGUCGAGGGUGGCAGUGUCAUCGACCUCAUGCCUGCGCCGGAUGCACUUGCAGAUCCAACAACAAGCCCAUUCCAGGAUGACUUCGAUGCAGGUGAGGAUCCACCAUUCCAUCAGCUGCUGUUCGCCACUGAUCGUUCACCUGAGUCAUCCCGGGACCGGAUGAGUUAUGGCAACGAGCGAGGUGGUGUCCUCAGACUGGGCGCCGCGCAGAUUUCUCUGGGUGACGGCAACAUUGACUGGGAAGAAGCGCGCCGCAUCUCCCUGCUGAAAAAUCGCCCUGGCAAAUAUCCGCUGAAAGUCGCGUCCGUUACGGAAUAUGGCAUUCUCGACAGCACCAUUCAUAACUUUCUCGAUCCGGCAACUGCUGCCGGGUAUGCAGACAGCGCAGAGACAGAAUUUACCGAAGCGGUUAAUGCAAAGCUUGAGCGCUCCAGACUGCAGGAUGUUGUUAUCUACGUGCACGGCUACAAGGUCGUUUUUGAGAAUCCACUGCUGGUUAUGGCGGAGCUCUGGCAUUUCCUGGGCUACGAAGGUGUUGGUAUAGCCUACUCAUGGCCAUCUACGCCGAAGCGCACAGCUUACUUUGCGGAUACCGAAAGCGCCGACGUCGCCUCACUGAACUUUCGCCAUUUCCUGGAGUAUCUGGCUAACGACACACAGGCCCGGCGCAUCCAUAUCAUCGGCUACAGUGCGGGCACCCGUAUGGUUGUCAGGGCGCUGCAGGAUCUUGCGCUGAUCGCCGGAGAUGAUCCAGAGGCUGCGCAACGUUACCGGCUUGGCACCAUUGUCCUCACCGGCAGCGAUAUUGAUCGGCAGCGCUUCGGGGGCUACUUGAACGAUGGCAUUCUGAACCUGAUGGAUGAAAUGCUGAUCUACACUUCCGCCACAGAUAAAGCACUGGCCAUGUCUAAAUGGUCCCUGGGCAAGCGAGACCGCCUGGGUCAAGCUUUUUCCGAUCUGGAUGCAUCUUCACCCAUCGCCCAAUAUCUGCGCACCACGGAUAAGCUCACCGUCGUUAACGUAACCGAUACUGAAGGCGCUCAGGAUGCAAACGGGCACGGCUAUUUCCGCAGCAGCCCCUGGACAAGUAGCGACAUUCUGAGCCGACUGCGCUGGGGGCUUUCUCCCACUGCGCGAGGUUUGCAGCAGAAUGACGGAACUGGCAUCUGGCACUUCCCUGAAAACUACGUCGAACGGAAAUACAAAUUACCUUUCUUGCUCGCAACCACAAUUCUUGUCGUUGCGGGUUGCGGGUUCCGCAGCACAGCAACCGAUCCCGGCGCAGUGGAAGCCCAGUUUGAGGCCGCAAAACAGGAUGAGCGUCAAUUGCUCACUGCGGUUGUAGAAGACCCGGAACGAACCAACACCCUGCUUAUGCUGCUUGACAUGCGCAAUCAGACGGUAGCGAAUCACGCGGCGACUAUUGAGACAUAUAUCAACAAUAUGCGCGCUCUGAACGCCGACUAUGACGCUGAACGGACAGACUUUGAACAACUUUUUGCCACCUACCGCACCGAUCGACAAACCUAUCAGCAGCAACUGGUGCACAUCAUCCAGCAGAUGAAAGCCAGCACAACGGCAAAAGAAUGUGGCAAUGGCGCCGCUUUCAGUGGUGUGUUGACCACGGCCACCCUCAAAGAUCUUGGCAACCGGGUCGCCGCCGCCAUAGAUGAUCCCUUGCGCGCUGACGCCGCAACCACCGUCAUAGACAGUGCCCGUGACGACGUGAAAAAAUUUGAAAAAGCUUACGCAGCAUCCGGCGAAAAGCUUACCAAGUACUACCGCGAUCACAAACAGAACGGCAACCGCAUGAUGGCAGAGAUCACUGACCUUGAGCGGCGUUGGGAAGCAGGCCAGGACAAGAUGCUGGCACUGCGGUUCGAACUGAAAUCAGAGCUGACCAGGGAUGAGUGGGAACGCAUCUUCUCAGGGCGCUCAUCCCUUGCCGCUACAGUUUUGGCGCUCUCUCUGCUCGUCGUCCUGCCUGCUUAUGCCGCCGGGAACUCGCCUGACGUUGACACAACCUUGCAAGCAGCACCCACCGCCAAAACUGAGCCAUCCGCUGAGGCAGGAAAUGGCGCCUGCACCCCGGAAGAACAGAUCAACGGUCUGCUCGACAAAACCCAAAGCUCUGUGUAUCGGGUUGUUUGCGGUACCUCAAUGUGGUUCGACGGCUUCUUUGGAGACGCGACUUACUACGAAGGCAGCAACGAAAGUUAUGGCCAGAUAAAUCUCGGUGGUUACUGGGACGAGCGUGACGGAUUUGAGCCAAAAACCCAGUUCAGAGCGCGAUUUGCACUGCCUAAUACCCGCAGGAGAGUGCGUCUGAUCGCAGGCCUCGGCGAAGCAGAUGAUGUGAUAGACGGCUCCGCCAACAGCCAGUUCGAAAGUCCCGCUGAAGGGUUCCGCGACAUUGAAGAAGAAGACGCUUUGCUUGGCCUGGGGUUUUCCCCCUCUCGCAGUAGACGGCAGAAGCAAGGAUUUGAUUUUGAUGUAGGCGUCAAAUUCUCCACACCAAUCGAUCCCUAUGCCCGGGUCAGCUAUCGUUGGAACAGGAUCUACUCGGAGCGGUGGUCUGUACGCGUGCAGGAGCGGGUGUUCUGGCAAGGUGAUGACGGUUGGGGAACGUCUCUGUCCGGAGAUCUUACCCGCAUUUUCUCAUCUAGCCUCAUGACGCGCUGGGGUAACUUUUUAAAAGUAUCGGAAAGUCUGGAUGGGCUUUCCUGGGUGUCCAAUCUAACCACCUAUCAAAGCCUGUCUAACCGGCGCGCGGUCUCCUACCGUCUCUACGUGAAAGGCGAAACCGGCGCGCCAGUGUCGAUCAAAGAUUACGGCUUCGAGUUCCGUUUCCGGCGCAGGAUCUUUUCGAAAGAGUGGUUUUUCCUGGAAUUGACCGCAGGCGUCUCCUGGCCCCGCGCCCUCCCAGAUGAGUCGCGGAAAGCGAAUCUGGGUGCAGGCGUGGAAUUUGAAAUGCACUUCGGCAAUCGACGUAAGCCGCGCAGAAUGUCUACUGUACCCCCUGUUACAACCGACAAUUCCAACGACAACAAGAGGUAA
Molecule: messenger RNA, 3615 nt
Organism: Symbiodinium pilosum
Lineage: Eukaryota; Dinophyceae; Suessiales; Symbiodiniaceae
Source: the annotation of a GenBank genome assembly